Molecule: messenger RNA, 1096 nt
Organism: Halichondria panicea
Lineage: Eukaryota; Metazoa; Porifera; Demospongiae; Suberitida; Halichondriidae
Product: S-adenosylmethionine sensor upstream of mTORC1-like
Exons: 3
Coding region: 71-1036 (321 amino acids)
Biological process (GO): negative regulation of TORC1 signaling
Source: RefSeq, a predicted model, not a curated record
GGGUCUGUGUCAGCAACCAUGUGACUGUGAAUAAUGGUAAUGAAAUGUCAUUGGUUGGUGUACACAUGUCAUGGCUGGAGCAGUGAGCAGCUCUGAACAGGAUGCUUUAGCUGGUAUUGUGAAGCAGGUCCAUGCCAAACUGAGGAGGGACUUCAAAUCAGGCAGCAGUGAUGUGGAGGCUCAAUGGAGUACACACCUCACUGACACACACACACUCUCAGCCUACUCACAAGCAAUGGCCGCUUUAGCUAAAGGCCCUUGGGCUAAUAAAAUGGACGAGACUAACCGGAUACAAUGGUGUGUGGAUCGUUGCCAUGAAUACUUCAAAUUAGAUGUACUUAAAAACUUACUGCUGAAGGAUUUACGACGUCUACACCACGGGAUGCCUACGAUAGCACCAGUAGAGGAUCUCCCAGCCUCUGAGGAGGAGGUUGAGGGGGUGUUGCAGGAGUGUGCCUGUCGGAGGCUGAGGCUACUCGACGUUGGGAGCUGCUAUAAUCCAUUUGCUGCAUUUCCACAGUUUGAAGUGACUGCAGUAGACAUAGCACCAGCUGAUGAGGCUGUCCACCAAUGUGAUUUUCUCACACUCGUUCCGUCACCAGAUGCCCUCAUUAAAACAGACCACUAUGAUGUCAUCAUCUUCUCUCUCCUCCUCUCAUACCUACCCAGCCCCCAGCAACGACUACAGUGCUGCCUCAACGCACACACCGCCCUAAGACUACACGGUACACUGCUGAUCAUCACUCCCGACAAAUCCCAUCAAAACAGACAUGCUGCUCUAAUGAAACAGUGGAAGGAGAAUAUCGAAGCAAUUGGAUUUCAUCGCUGGAGAUAUGAAAAGAAGACACAUUUGCAUUGUAUGGGAUUUAGUAAAUGCCGCCGUACUGUGGGGAGUGUGUGUGAGGAUGGUUUGGCUAUACCACAGGACGCUACUAGAGACGAGGAUAUGACCGUUGUUGCUAUGGAUACAGUGGGUGAUCAAGAGACAUUUCAUGAGCUACCUUUUAGAGACGAAGACUCAGAUAAUAAAUAUUGAACCCAAACAUAAUUAUCAUAGUCAUAAUAAUUUCAAUUUCAUAAUAAUAAUGUUUUGUUG